AUGGCUCCUCAUGUGAAUGAGCAACAGGGCUUGCAGCAGCUGGACUGGGAGCAGCAAACAGGGACACAACAGCUGGACUGGGAGCAACAGGGCUUGCAGCAGCUGGACUGGGAGCAGCAGGGCUUGCAGCAGCUGGACUGGGAGCAGCAGGGCUUGCAGCAGCUGGACUGGGAGCAGCAGGGCUUGCAGCAGCUGGACUGGGAGCAGCCACAGGAGCCACACCCACCUUUGCCACAGCCGGAGCAGGAGCAGGCUGGCACACAGCAGCACACGGGCACACAGCAGCUGGAGCCGCAGCCCCCCUUAGACCCCCCACACGAGCCACAGCCCCCCUUGGAGCCCCCACACGAGCCGCAGGGUCUGCAGCAGCUGGACUGGGAGCAGCAAACGGGGACACAGCAGCUGGACUGGGAGCAGCCGGGUCUGCAGCAGCUGGACUGGGAGCAGCAAACGGGGACACAGCAGCUGGACUGGGAGCAACAGGGCUUGCAGCAGCUGGACUGGGAGCAGCCACAGGAGCCACAUCCACCUUUGCCACAGCCGGAGCAGGAGCAGGCUGGCACACAGCAGCAGACGGGCACACAGCAGCUGGAGCCGCAGCCCCCCUUAGACCCCCCACAGGAGCCACAGCUCCCCUUGGAGCCCCCACACGAGCCGCAGGGUCUGCAGCAGCUGGACUGGGAGCAGCCACAGGAGCCACAGCCCCCCUUGGACCCCCCACAGGAGCCACAGCCCCCCUUGGACCCCCCACAGGAGCCACAGCCCCCUUUGCCGCAGCCGGAGCAGGAGCAGACGGGCACACAGGAGCAGACAGGCACGCAGCAGCUGGAGCCACAGCCCCCGGAACAGCCAGAGCAGCCCAUGGUUCUGGUGGGUUGAGGGUGGAGCAGGUCAGAGGAGCAGGUGGAGAGAGAGAGAAGGUACUCAGUGUGGGGCCUCCUGGGCC
This is a messenger RNA of Cervus elaphus (red deer), 946 nucleotides long. RefSeq names its product gamma-gliadin-like. The record is from RefSeq and is a predicted model, not a curated record. NCBI's taxonomy places the organism in Eukaryota, Metazoa, Chordata, Mammalia, Artiodactyla, Cervidae. The transcript is spliced from 4 exons. The coding region runs from base 1 to 879 and encodes 292 amino acids.